Periconia digitata is the source of this 1410-nucleotide messenger RNA. NCBI's taxonomy places the organism in Eukaryota, Fungi, Ascomycota, Dothideomycetes, Pleosporales, Periconiaceae. The record is from the annotation of a GenBank genome assembly.
ACAGUGAACCUUUCAGACUGCUUCCAUCUUGAACAAUCCCUCAUCGUCUGUGAUUCUCUUACUGCAUGCCACAUCAUGCGAGACAUUAUUCACCUUCCAGGCACUACCCUUGAAGGCGGCGGGCAGCUUCUCCGGCUCGCAACUUGCCUAGCAUCUCUGACAUCAACUCCAAUCCACAUCACUUCAAUCCGCGGGAACCGCUCCGGCGGCGGGGGUCUCAAAUCCCAACAUCUGACCUCGAUCCAAUGGCUCGCCAAAGCAAGCCACGCACGCGUCCGCGGCAUGGGUCUCAAGAGCAAAGAAAUCACCUUUGAGCCAUCGCCUCACAAAUCCGGCGUCAACAUGAGCCUGUGGGAUGCAACCGGCGGCGACAUCACCAUCAAACAAACCACGCCUGGGAGCGUCAACCUCAUUCUCCAGGCUAUACUCCCUUAUAUCCUCUUCGCCUCGACCUCGACAGAUCCAGUCCGCAUCCGCAUCACGGGUGGAACCAACGUCUCCAACAGCCCGUCGUGCGAUUAUAUCGAACAAGUGCUGUUCCCUAUGCUCGCGCUCAUUGGGAUCCCGCCCAUCACUACGAAACUCCAUUCACGCGGCUGGUCGCAAGGAGGUACUACGCUCGGCAGCGUGACAUACACCGUGACUCCAUUACCCUCACCCCCCUCUCCUCCACCAGAACCCCAGCACAACGACGACGAACCCUCAAAACAACGCUCCAGCCCAGCUCGUGCGGGCAAACUCCCAGCCUUCACCCUCACCACCCGCGGCACAAUCACAUCGAUCCACGCCACCAUCCUCGCGCCGUCCGCCCAUCAGCAAGCCUUUGAAUCUCACCUCCACACCGUGCUCACUUCCUCAUCUUUCCAAGCUUCCCUCCACCCUGAAUCCUCUUCAUCUUCGUUUUCUUCUACUUUACCUGAUCCCAACAGCACAUCGCCCCUCCCUCCUCCUCCAAUCCCAAUAACAAUAACAUCCUCGCCAUCCCACCACGAAAAACGCUUCUACCUUCUACUAGUAGCAACAACCAGCACGGGCAUAAAACUCGGGCACGACCACCUCUUCUCCUCCCGUCUCCGACCAGACACCAACAUCCAGCGCGACGUCAUCGAAUCCACAGCAGAGAAGACCAUCCAAGGGCUGGUCAGGGAAGUGAGAAGCGGAGCGUGUGUAGACGAGUGGAUGAGGGAUCAAAUAGUAGUUUUUCAAGCGUUGGCGCAAGGAAGGAGCGUUGUUGAUGGCGGGGGGGAUCGCGAGGCGAGUCUGCACGCGAGGACUGCGGAGUGGGUUGCUGAGAGGAUGCUUGGGGUUAGGUUCGAGGGGGGAGGAGGGUGUGUGGGGGUUGGGUAUAGGGGAGGGUGGGGGGAGGAAGUCGAUGGCGUUGCUGAGGGGUUGGCGAGGCUUGCGGUGUAG